AUUAAAUUUCCAAUAGAAGAAAUAAACUGAAUAAUUAUAUUAUUUUCUCUUUUCUUUUUAUUUCUAUCUUUAUAUUGUUAUCCCUCACGGUCUAAAAUAUUAUUCAUAAUACUUCUAAAAGAAAUAGGAAUUCAGCUAAGAAUUGCUUUAAAAAGUUAUAAAGAUAGUACAAAAGUUAUGUUUACAAGAAUCUUUUUAUUUGUGUUUUUUUCUAAUUUUAUUGGACUAGUUCCUAAUUCAUUUACAUCAACUAGGCACAUUACAAUAAACCUUUUUAUCUCAUUACCCCUAUGAAUAGGCUUUUUUAUUUAUGGGUGAAAGAAAUAUACUAAUAAAAUGUUUUCCCAUUUGGUACCAAAUGGGACUCCAAUACCCUUAAUUAGUUUUAUAGUAUUAAUUGAAUUAAUUAGUACAUCAAUUCGACCGUUUACUCUUAGAAUUCGUUUAAUGGCUAAUAUAGUAUCUGGCCACCUCUUACUUACUCUUAUAGGUAAUACAAUAAGAUUAAAAAGACCCUUUAUAGUAAUAAUUUUAUCAAUGAUUCAAUUACUUUUAUCAUCACUUGAAAUAGGAGUUUCUAUAAUUCAGGCUUAUGUAUUUUGUAUUUUAUUAACUCUUUACUCGGAUGACUCAGAUUACUCAAAAUAA
This is a messenger RNA of Frankliniella occidentalis (western flower thrips), 648 nucleotides long. Lineage: Eukaryota; Metazoa; Arthropoda; Insecta; Thysanoptera; Thripidae. The record is from the annotation of a RefSeq genome assembly.